AUGUUGGGGGGAGAGAAGGUGACUGAGUGUGGGGGGACGCUGCUUCGGGAGGCUCCAGGUGGGGACGACGAGAACGAAUUUGAGUGCGUCCGGAGCAGGUAUGGGAAGAGUCAGGGAGAGAGUCUUGAGGGGGUUUCCGUUGGUGGACAGAGAUUGGAGCGGAGAGUAGAGAAAGGUAGAGAAGGAUGUGAAGGCGCUGCGUGUCCGAGGAGGCGAGUGGGGCGAGAGAUUGGGGAGGAAGGGGCGUUGGGCGGGAGAAUGAUCGAGUGGGGUGCGCUCUUUCGAAUGUGA
Messenger RNA from Knipowitschia caucasica, 291 nucleotides. The record is from the annotation of a GenBank genome assembly. Lineage: Eukaryota; Metazoa; Chordata; Actinopteri; Gobiiformes; Gobiidae.